Molecule: messenger RNA, 2158 nt
Organism: Drosophila ficusphila
Lineage: Eukaryota; Metazoa; Arthropoda; Insecta; Diptera; Drosophilidae
Gene: RhoGAP16F
Product: rho GTPase-activating protein 22
Exons: 5
Coding region: 161-1948 (595 amino acids)
Biological process (GO): regulation of GTPase activity; signal transduction
Cellular component (GO): cytoplasm
Source: RefSeq, a predicted model, not a curated record
UGCUGCCCCGCUGCAACAUUCUUCGCGCAACAUUGUGUGACUCGGCGGAAAUCGGCACUUGACAAGCGGAAGAGGUGGGUGUUUACCACAGUGUGCUCUGACUAAAGUGGAAGUGAAUUAAAUACACAGUAUGAUAUACAGAAUUAUGUGAUUUUAAGUUAUGCCUGUGAAGUUCCCUGUUUUUCUUUUUUUUUUGACGUCACUUGCCACCGAAGGGGGCAGAGGAGGAGGAGGAGGAGGAGGAGGAGGAGGAGCAGAAGCAAAGGGUUCUCCACUGUCCAGCUGCCCCCACUCCGAUAAGCCCAAGCGCAGUCAAUCGAGAAGAAAGAGAAGGAGCGGGUCGCGGUUAGACCCCGAUAAGCGAGAAGACCAGCUUCAUCACCAUGCAGACGACUACAAAUCAGCGGCCAGUUACGCCUGGCACUCCAGACUCGGCACACAUAGUGAUCGGCGCCGCGGGAUACGUGGCCCACGAGAGACGCCAGCCGGGAAAAAGCCUGAUGAACUGCUUUCGCGACCGCUCCACGACCUCGACGUCAUCGUCACAGGCCCAGCACGGGUACAUGCGCGGCCACAGCGUCACCUCGGGCACCCUGUUCCGCCUGGAGGGCAACAGCGGCUCCAACGGCACCCUGGACAAGGCGGGCAGGCUGGACUCGGGACGACCCGAGGCGGUCGUCCUGCUGCGCGAGCUGAAGACCAAGCCCAACAAGCUGGCGCUGCUCAAGAGCAGCAGCAGCAAGGACCUCACCCGCCUCUUCCUCGACGACUCGACCAACACGGCCGUGCUGGUGUCCAACACCAGCCUGGACGUUUGCUCCUCGAACUCCAGCUCCGGCGGCAGUCCGGCGGUGGGCCGCUCCAAGGGCUCCAGGGAGCGGAGCAGCGGACUGGAGUGCUGCAGCAGCUGCUCGAGGCGCUGGCACGACCUGAAGCAGCGGAUGCACACGCUGGAGCAGGACCUGCUCGUCCAGACCACCUACGGCCAGGAGCUGGAGCAGAAGGUGGGCGAGCUGAGCCGCCAGCUGGGCGAGCUGCUCCAGGAACGGGACAGGGACAAGCAACGCUCCGCGGGUUCGGGUGGCGGGGGAAGCAAGCGCCAACCUCAUCCCACUGGAAGCCCCAAUGUGCGACCCUCGCGGCUGGUGGCCUGGAUGAACCUGUCCAACUGGUUCAAGAGCCGGCCGAGCGUGGAGACCCUGCGCGAACAGCGAAUCUUCUUCGACGAGCCCUGCUUCGACACGGAACUGGAGAUGGUCCUCAAGCACGACCAGCACCGCACUGUGCCGCGCAUCGUGGUGGACUGUUGCGAUCUCAUCGAGCAGAAGUACCGCCGGUCCACGCAGCCCAUCGAGGGCAUCUACCGGCAGUGCGGCGACUACAACAAGAUCCAAACACUGCGCUUCAGCAUCGACGCCAACGACUACGACGCACUGCGUCAGCCGGACGUCGACAUCCACACGCUGACCGGAGUGCUGAAGCUCUUCCUGCGCGAAAUCAAGAGCCCGCUGGUCAGCGUCAACGAGGCCAAGACCUUCAUCGGAUCACCCAACCAGUGGUUGCUGACCGACCUCUCCGUCAAGUUGGACAACCUGAAAAGACUGAUACGCUCGGUGCCGGAGAGCAACCGCGAUACCAUGGACUAUAUCUUCGGGCACUUCAACAGAUUGACCAAGGUGCCGCUGCAGCAGAUCAGCGCGGAGACGCUGGCCAUAUCGGUGACGCCCUCGAUCUUCCACACGGUUCCCCAGGGCGUCCACAUGCAGGACAUCCAGCAGCUGCUGCGCGAGGGCGAGACCCUGGCCGACUGCGUCAAGCUGAUGAUCGAGUACCAGGGGCGGAUAUUCGAAUGCACCGCCGAUCGCCGCCUGCCUCGACUGAGCAUGCGCAACCUGAAGAAGACUCUGUCGCAGCCGGACCUGUUCCACAAUCUGUUCUGAUCCGUUGACUGCUGAUCGCUGAUCGCUGAUCCCUCAUGCCAGAGAGAGCACUGUACAUAUUGAAUGACUUGGAGCGCUUAAGUGUAAUAACCCACAUACAGGCAUACUGACAACCGUGGCCCCAUUUUUAUACUUAUUUUUUUUAUGUUUAAAAAUUAUGAAUUAACUUUUGUAUUUAUGUUUAAUAAACAGAAAGGCUUUCGCCUCAAUAGAGCGUA